Pistacia vera is the source of this 390-nucleotide messenger RNA. RefSeq names its product senescence-specific cysteine protease SAG39-like. NCBI's taxonomy places the organism in Eukaryota, Viridiplantae, Streptophyta, Magnoliopsida, Sapindales, Anacardiaceae. Bases 1 to 390 code for a protein of 129 amino acids. The transcript has 2 exons. Gene Ontology annotation, cellular component: lysosome. The record is from RefSeq and is a predicted model, not a curated record. Gene Ontology annotation, molecular function: cysteine-type endopeptidase activity.
AUGAAGAAAUCAGAUGCCAAGGUGGAGAUUUGUGUUGAUGUGUCAUCCGAUUUAUGCUUAUGUGGAGUCAAAGUUUUUAUACUUUGGUCAGAGGAGGCCUUGUUGCAAGCUGUGGCAAAUCAGCCAGUUUGUGUUGCGAUCGAGGGUAGUGGCAGAGAUUUUCGGUUUUAUAAAAGCGGUGUGUUCAAAGGGAAUUGUGGCACAAAUUUAGACCAUGGGGUAACAGCCAUUGGGUAUGGUACUGAAUCUGAUGGCACAAAGUACCAGCUGGUGAAGAAUUCUUGGGGUACUGAAUGGGGCGAGGAUGGGUUUAUGAGGAUUCAGAGAGAUGUUGAAGCUGAGGAAGGCCUUUGUGGCCUUGCCAUUGCACCUUCUUAUCCAUCUCUGUAA